Ostertagia ostertagi is the source of this 660-nucleotide messenger RNA. The record is from the annotation of a GenBank genome assembly. NCBI's taxonomy places the organism in Eukaryota, Metazoa, Nematoda, Chromadorea, Rhabditida, Trichostrongylidae.
AUGACAGAGAGGCCGAAGUCGACAUCUCUCUCCGACUCGGGACGACCUGAUUCAGGAACCGAUCCAGUAUUCGAACUGCUGGCUACUGAGGACUUUGCUAAUUCUCUGCGUCGUCCCCCUUCCACCCUUUCUAACACCAUUCUGGACACAGUAUACGGUAGCCCGAUUCGACCGUUCUAUGUCAGCUCACUCACUCAUCAAGCAGCACCACCUCCGAUCUCCGUCCGUCUGCGUGGAACGAGGCUUGAUCUCCGGGAAGAUCAGGCACGUGCUGUCCAGAUGGGAACUGAAAACCGACCGAUUCUUGCUGUUCAGGCGGCAUAUGGAACUGGGAAAACCCUCGUAGCAGCCAUCAUUGCGGCCCGUCUAGCUACUCCUGGAAACCUCCUCGUCGCUACUGCUACAACAAACGUUGCUGUUGCACACCUUACUGCAACACUGUUAGCUCUUAACGACUACCAGGAUCUAAGAGUGCUACGUUUUGUUGCAGACACUUCACUCCAAGAGGGAGCACCAACUACUCCCGUUGACUUGCAUCGCGUUCUUAUGGACCUUGUGGCCACUUAUUCCGACACUUUAUCGCAACGCGAGAUCUACCAGCUCCGACAGUACUCCCAGGAAGGCGGAGCCGCGACGGAGCGAGGACGAUGGGUAUUGUAG